Molecule: messenger RNA, 1107 nt
Organism: Talpa occidentalis (Iberian mole)
Lineage: Eukaryota; Metazoa; Chordata; Mammalia; Eulipotyphla; Talpidae
Product: dehydrogenase/reductase SDR family member 2, mitochondrial-like
Exons: 9
Coding region: 71-916 (281 amino acids)
Molecular function (GO): carbonyl reductase (NADPH) activity
Source: RefSeq, a predicted model, not a curated record
GGAGUGGCCAGAGCAGGUCUGGAACUGAUGAGGGUCGAGUUCCACAGGAAGCAGACCAGGCACUGCUACCAUGCUCCGAGCAGUGGCCUGGGUCCACCGAGGCCUGUUUCACCCCUGCGGGGCACUAUCUGUACGGAUGCGCAGCAGUGGUGCAGACCAAAAGGGUGUCCUAGCCAAUCGGGUAGCCGUGAUCACGGGGUCCACUGAUGGGAUCGGCUUCGCCAUCGCCCGGCGUCUGGCCCAGGAUGGGGCCCAUGUGGUGAUCAGCAGCCGGAAGCAGCAGAACGUGGACCGGGCAGUGGAGGCCCUGAAGGCGGAGGGGCUGAGGGUGACAGGCACCGUGUGCCACGUGGGGAAGACUGAGGACCGGGAGCGGCUGGUGGCCACGGUCCAGGAGCACUGUGGGGGUGUCGACAUCCUGGUGUGCAAUGCUGGUGUCAACCCCCUGGUGGGGAGCACUCUGGAGUCCGAUGUUGGGGUGUGGGACAAGAUCCUGGAUGUGAAUGUGAAGUCCCCAGCCCUGCUGCUGAGCCAGCUGCUGCCCCACAUGGAGAACAGAGGGAACGGUUCUGUUAUUCUGGUCUCUUCUGUGUCAGCGUAUAUGCCACUUUCGAUGCUGGGUGUCUACAAUGUUAGUAAGACAGCCCUGCUAGGUCUCACCAAGACGCUGGCGUUGGAGCUGGCUCCCAAGGACAUCCGGGUGAACUGUCUGGUUCCAGGAGUGAUCAAGACUGAUUUUAGCAAAGUGUUACAUGACAAUGAGGUUUUUUGGAACAACUUAAAGGCACAGAUGCAACUGCAGAGGAUGGGGCGGCCUGAGGACUGUGCGGGAAUAGUAUCCUUCCUGUGCUCUCCAGAGGCCAGCUACAUCACCGGCGAGAGCAUCGUGGUGGCCGGCUACUCCCCUCGGCUCUGACAGGGCUGGGGGCCCUGUGGGUCUGGGCAUAGCCAGAGGGUGGGGGGGCUAGGAGGUCAUUAAUUUCCAACAGAAUCCAAAACCCUGUCAGACUAACAAUUUGGGGGCUCACUCGUGUCAAGCUUGAGGAAGCUCCCCCAGUCUUUUCAUUCUCAGGACCCUGCCUGCUAUGCUCCAGCCAACAUGGGGGC